UGCAAUUUCAUUUGUUGUUAUGGGGAUGACGAGUUCGAUGGUAUUUGUCACUCCCGCUGAAUCAAGUGUGAAAAAUAAGAAGAAUCCAUCAGCCUUUUUAGACUCAGUAUUAGAAAAGAUAUGAAACUAAGAGAUUUCAUAGGAGUUAUUUUACUGGUCUGUGUGUGGACAUCACGAUCCAUCGAUGCACUGUACAGCAAACCAUGUAACACCGCUAAUCAUAAUGAGCUUGGCGUCAAUGGAGGAAUCAUCCCUGACGAGAGUAUCACGGCGUCCAGCUUUUCGGACGACACUCACAAGCCGGCACGCGCUAGACUAGACCAGGACGCGUCCGGACAGCAGGCCACGAGCUGGUGCGCCAAGGACAAUAACAAGGAACAAUGGCUCCAGGUGGAUCUAGUUGCCGUCCGAAAGGUCACUCAUCUUGCGACUCAAGGCCAGUUUGACCCGCUUCAAGUGGGCGGUAAUAAUUACGAUACCAGCUGGGUCACGGAGUAUAUGUUAGAGUACAAGAACGAAAAGGAUGCGAGUUACAGCAAGUAUAGCUACGCAAACGAACACCCAUUAGUGUUUGCGGGGAAUACUAAUGGUAACGAGACGACAUGCCACGAGCUACCUUACCCACUCAACGUGCAGUACAUCCGCUUAAGACCUGUCGCGUGGAAAAACAAGAUUUGCAUGCGCGUUGGUCUGUUUGGAGAGAAAAACGCAACAGCAAUUUACAGCGGCCCUGUGAUGCCCACCGCUCCUGUACUGAAUGACACGUGGUGGUGGACAUUUUUCUGGAUUCUUGUGUCUGCACUGCUUCUGGCUAUGCUUGUAUUCAUGUUCUUGUAUUUCUGCUACAUACGAAAAAGGAAGGUGGUCCGCCAUAAGUCCACAGUAAGAAAGUCCAAGUCUAAGCCGGUGGCGUCAACUCGUAGAAUUAAAGAAGCGUACGCGAACGAGGCUUAUAACAUGACCAUCAUCACGCAUAGCCACACCACGACGGUCACCAUGCCUGAGCAGGCGGAGGAAGCAGAGGAGGAUGAAGUGCAAGAAGUGACGGCCGAGUUCUCCGCAGAAGAAGUCUUGAACAAGCGCGGAAUUAUUGGCUUCUCGGUUACUGAUGAGGACGAUGAAGUCCCUAAGAACGACGAUAUUGAGAUUCCUCAUGGCGAGAAUAUGAUACGACGAGGAAGUCAGGCAAGCAGUGAGAGCAGCAACUACCAUGAUGUGAACAAAAAAUAGUCUACCGUUCCAGCUUGCAAGCUUUAAGUCAUCAAUCAAUCCAUUCUUCCUUAGCAGUGAAUCGAGCAGCUUUGUUCGGCUAUGUAAACGUAUUUUACAUCCGUAAAUCGGAGUUCUAGAUGCAAUCUUAUUGAAAGUCAGACUAAAAGUGUUUACCCAACUGAAAUAUUUGUGCAAAUUUUAAGAAAAAAACAGAAUCAUAACUUUCGCUAUUGAUGGACUGAAUGACAGAGUAGAGUUUAUCACAACAAUUCGCUACUUGAUGUCAGAGGGUCGACGGUGCAGUACUGAAGGCGCUAGUUUCAGUGUUAAUGCAUUGUUGCUAUUUCAAUAUAUUUUGUAUUUUAAGUUUUAAUUAGUAAAAAUUCGGACAUGUGAAUGAUAAGGAUAAGAAUAUACAAGAAAAUAAAAAAUUGAUUAAACGGGUUUUAUUUCAUCAAUUUCAUAUCUACACUACCUACAUUAUAAAAUAAUGCAAACCACGCAAAAGCUAAAAUUAGAUAAAAUUUGGCUUUGCCCACUCUUCUAUAAACUAUUUACAUGGAAGCGCUAUUAAUAUAAUAACACCUAAUAUGGGGCCAACAAGCGACGACGUGUAGAAAGUACGUCACACAGCGCAAAAACGUAACAUGACGCCAAUAGUUCCAAAACAUGUCAUGGCGCCAAAACGCGACAUGGCGCCAAAACGCGACAUGGCGCCAAAACGCGACAUGGCGCCAAAACGCGACAUGGCGCCAAAACGCGACAUGGCGCCGAUAAUUUCGUGACGUAUAACUAACUAGUCUCUAUUUCUUAUAAUAGUAAACACUUCGAAGGAUACCAUAGAACCCAAUAUACUAUUCUAUAAAUAUAGAACAGGACGUAACAUGGCGCCGUUAAUGUAACGGGCCGAAAUCAUGUAUAAAUAGCCGAAAAGCUGGCCCAUUUUUUGUAACUAGAACAGCGACAGUGAUGAAAUAAAAAGCAUGCGGUAUAAAGAAAGAACUUUGAGGAUCACUUGGUAAAAUUUGAAUCAAUAAAAUAGACAUUCAAUAUG
Nematostella vectensis (starlet sea anemone) is the source of this 2266-nucleotide messenger RNA. RefSeq lists its product as uncharacterized. The transcript is spliced from 8 exons. Bases 121 to 1230 code for a protein of 369 amino acids. The record is from RefSeq and is a predicted model, not a curated record. NCBI's taxonomy places the organism in Eukaryota, Metazoa, Cnidaria, Anthozoa, Actiniaria, Edwardsiidae.